Molecule: messenger RNA, 1547 nt
Organism: Helobdella robusta
Lineage: Eukaryota; Metazoa; Annelida; Clitellata; Rhynchobdellida; Glossiphoniidae
Exons: 4
Coding region: 40-681 (213 amino acids)
Source: RefSeq, a predicted model, not a curated record
AUCUUCUAAGUUUAACAACACGCAAGUUUGUGAUCAAACAUGCCGCCAAACGGUUCUCAUAAAACGACCAAAGAAUCUUCAUUGAGAAACUUAUCAAAGAACAUCUCCGCGGAAAACAAAAAUGUUGCAACAAAUAACAACGGGAUCUCAAGCAACAAAACUAACACCAAGUACAACUGCAAAGUGAGAAACAGAGAAUGGAGUAGUAUUAGCGUCGGUGAUUUGUAUCGACCUGUGAAGCCAGCUUCCAGUAAGUUUCUUCAGAAGCGAUGGGAUGAAACAAUGUUGGAUACCCAUCACAAGAGAAUACUUGGUGUGAAACACGUCGUAGAUACGCGUCCACCGAGAAUUCAUCUUCAUCUCAUUCUCAGUCUUAAAAAGCUGCAAAUGAAAGAAGAUGAUAAUAGGAAAGUUGAAUAUGAGAACAUGAACAUGCUGAAGAAGAUAAUUGACAUCCAAGCGAAUGGUGGCUUCGUUGACAACCACAACAAAUAUUGCUUCAAGAAAUCGCGGACGAUGUCUGAAGAAAUGUCGGCGAUGAUGAGGCGAGACCAGCUGAUUCUGCAGAGGAUGGUCAACCAGACACCUCACUACCUCUUCCAAUGCAACACUCCAUCACCGGAGAACCUUCUAACGUUAAAAACCAGACGGCCCUUCCAAUCGUGGACAAUGUUAAAAUAAGAAGAAAUUGUUUUGUGAUGCAAAACAUCACCAACGAGCCUUGCUUACCGUUUAUAGUAUUUUCUGAACAUAUGGUAAAUAUUAACAUUAUUUACAGCGUUAAAUUAAAAGAUCAGGCGAACAUUAACAAGGCAGAUUAAGUUGAUUAGAUCUAGAUCUAUCUGUAUCGAAAUAAUUCUUUCGUUUUCAAGUAAAGUCGAGAAAUGUGCAGAAGCUUUACAUUUAUAUUAUAAUAAGGUUUCAAAAAUUAUUUCGAUUUUUAAUUAGACGAAAGUAAAUAUCUUAGUUUUCGUAGUUGUACGCAAGAAUAAUGAAUAAAUAAUUAUAAUUAGCAUAAUUUCCUAAUAUUUUAUUGUCCAAUAAAAAACAUUCACUGCAUCACUUGCAAGCAUCUAAUUUAAUUGUACAUGUGGCGAGAAUGUAUAAAGGGUGAACAAUGUAUAUACAUUGCACAUACAUAACACACAGAUUCAUGUAAGAAUCAUAACGUACGUAGUUAAUCAAUAUUUAUUCGCUUAUUAAUAAUUGAUCGUCGGUAUGAUUGAGUUUUUAAUUAUGGACAUAUGAAGGAAAGCUUCAUCAUUUGGAGGGUACAACAUGACGUCAUGUCAUACGUACGUUCCAAUGCAGUAAAGUUCGUGACGUGUUAAUGUAAAUAUAAUAUUUGAUAAACAGAAAAGCCUAGUUGAUAUUUUUCAGAUAAGCGCCAUUAAAUAAGGACGCAGUAUAUAUAUAUAUAUAUAUAUAUAUAUAUAUAUAUAUAUAUAACGUAAAUGAAGAUGAAACAAAUAUGAGAAAAUAAUUCAUUUGAAUAUACGAUAUAUAUAUACAUAUAUAUAUAUUUGGAAACAAAAAAAUACAUCGUA